GCUCUCGCGCGCUUGUGAACACGUGAUGCCGUGUUGUCGCGGGUCACCAAGAUGGCGGCGCCCAGUUGAAUUGAGGGAUCCUGGAAGCCUGUAGGCUGAGUGUCCUCGAAGGAGGAAUGGUGUGAAGAUGCAAGAGAAGCUCUGACUGGUGAGCAAAAGACUGGUUUCUAAAGUUUUGUGCUGGAACAAACAUUACAUGAUGCCUCCAUCUGGCACCAUGUUGAACAAACCGGUUCUCAUGGAAUCUCUAAUUGUGUUCACAAUUGUGCUCAGUGUGCACAGUGCUGUCUGGGACCAGUUUUCCUGGUGUGCCAUCGCUCUUGCAAUCCAAGCUUUUUACAUCCAGUUCAAAUGGGAUCAUCUCCUUCAGCUAGGUAGCGCCGUCUUCCAGUUCCGAACAACUGCAAACAGUGGUCUCUUACCAGCUUGCAUGGCCAUUCCGUUAUUGGGAAUUGUGAUGAAAGAACGAUGCAGUAUGGCUGGCAUUGUGUACUUUGAACGUUUUGGGAUUGUUGUGGCUUGCACGGGAAUGGUGAUUGCUCUUUUCCUUUCUGUGAUCGCAAUCGGCAUUACCAAACCCGUGCCAACAAAUACCUGCAUCCUUUCUGGUACUGCUGGCAGUUUAAUUAUAUAUACCAUGAAGCAAUCUUUGUCUGUGUCCGAAGUGAUUGAAGUUCUGGAAGUGCUGCUGAUCUUCGUCUACCUCAGCAUGAUAUUGCUGUACCUGUUGCCCCGGUGUUUCACCCCUGGCGAGGCACUGCUUAUCCUUACAGGUAUCAGUUUUGUCCUCAACCAACUCAUUAAACGAUCUCUGAAUGUGAUUGAAGGCAGAGGGGAUCCUGUAGACUUCUUCCUUCUGGUGGUGGUGGUUGGAAUAGUUCUCUUGGGGAUAUUCUUCACAGCUCUGUUUUUCUUCAUGGAUUCUGGGACCUGGAUCUCCUCCAUGUUCUUCCAUAUGAUGACAGCGGUGCUGGGGCUGGGAGUGGUCAUGCCGUGGCUGUACCGGCUGAUCCGAACAAAUCCCUUGUUUUGGCUCUUCCAGUUCCUGUCUCAAACACAGGCAAGAGUUUACCUCCUUGCCUACUGGAUUCUGCUGGCGAUGUUCGCAUGCACCAUAGUCCUCUACCAAAACGCAAAGCGAUCUGGUUCCAAGAAGCACCAAGCAUCGACAGUAACCAGGAAGUAUUUCCACUUCAUUGUGGCAGCUACUUAUUUUCCAGGGCUAAUCCAUGACCGCCAGCUCCUGUAUGUGGCCGCUGUGGUCUGUCUGGCAGUCUUGAUUCUUCUAGAGUACAUUCGAUACUUUAGGAUCAAACCUUUUGGCCAGAUGCUUCGAAAUCUACUUUCUCUGUUUUUGGAUGAACGCGACAGUGGGCCUUUGAUCUUGAGCCACAUCUACCUUCUCCUUGGAAUGUCCCUCCCUGUUUGGCUAUUCCCAAGACCAUGUGCCCCCAAAGGAACUUUGGCCAGGGCAGGAGCAUUGGCACCCUACUCCGGAAUACUAGCCGUGGGAGUCGGGGAUGCGGUAGCUUCUAUUUUGGGUAGUACCGUAGGGGAAAUCAAAUGGCCAGGAACCAAGAAAACUUUUGAAGGAACAAUGACUGCCAUCUUUGCCCAGAUCAUUACAGUUGCCCUAAUCCUGAUCUUUGAUAGCCUGGUGGAUCUCAAUGCCAGCUACUCUUGGAUUUUGGUCUCUAUUAGCUUGGUUUCACUUUUGGAAGCUUAUACCACACAAGUGGACAAUUUACUCUUGCCCCUCUACCUCCAGAUACUGUUGAUGGCUUAGAACCCUUUGGUGUGAAAUAAAAUUUCCCUUUGUUAGACAGUGA
Messenger RNA from Sphaerodactylus townsendi, 1829 nucleotides. It is a transcript of the gene DOLK, whose product is annotated as dolichol kinase. Gene Ontology annotation, molecular function: dolichol kinase activity. The transcript is spliced from 2 exons. The record is from RefSeq and is a predicted model, not a curated record. Gene Ontology annotation, cellular component: endoplasmic reticulum membrane. Bases 197 to 1786 code for a protein of 529 amino acids. Lineage: Eukaryota; Metazoa; Chordata; Lepidosauria; Squamata; Sphaerodactylidae. Gene Ontology annotation, biological process: dolichyl monophosphate biosynthetic process.